AUGAGACUUGACAUGGAGGCAGUUCCGGAGAACAAAGACACUCCAAAUAGCUUAGCUCAGCAUACAUACUGGAACUUAUCUGGUCACGAAUCAGGAAACAUUCUUAAUCACAUGAUCCAAAUCUGGGGUGAGCUCUUACCCGUAAAAGGAACUCCUUUCAAUUUCACCGAGGAGAAACGUAUAGGAGAGUCCAUAGGUGAAGUUGGUAUAGGAUACGAUCACAACUACGUGUUGGACUGUCCUGAUCAAGAGAAAGAUGGGCUGAAACACGUGGCUAGGCUAAGAGACGGUGACGGCUCAAGGGUACUGGACUUGUGGACCGAUGCUCCGGGUGUGCAGUUUUAUACGGGGAACUAUGUGAAUGGAGUGGUGGGGAAAGGGAAUGUGGUUUAUGAGAAGCAUGCAGGUGUGUGCCUUGAGACGCACGGGUUCCCUAACGCGGUUAACCAGAAGAGUAUCCCGUGUGUUGUGGUGAAGGCUGGCGAGAAUUACAAGCAAUAUGUUGUUUGA
This is a messenger RNA of Eruca vesicaria subsp. sativa (arugula), 510 nucleotides long. The record is from the annotation of a GenBank genome assembly. NCBI's taxonomy places the organism in Eukaryota, Viridiplantae, Streptophyta, Magnoliopsida, Brassicales, Brassicaceae.